Messenger RNA from Sarcophilus harrisii (Tasmanian devil), 2086 nucleotides. It is a transcript of the gene TIGD4, whose product is annotated as tigger transposable element derived 4. Gene Ontology annotation, molecular function: DNA binding. The coding region runs from base 389 to 1924 and encodes 511 amino acids. The transcript has a single exon. The record is from RefSeq and is a predicted model, not a curated record. NCBI's taxonomy places the organism in Eukaryota, Metazoa, Chordata, Mammalia, Dasyuromorphia, Dasyuridae. Gene Ontology annotation, cellular component: nucleus.
AAGAAGCGUGAAUGUAUUAAAAUGUCUUUAAAGGACUGAUGCUCCAGAAAUAUAUCGGCAAGCUCAGACAUGUCUAACAUAAUGAUAUUUCUAUUUUUGUUUGACUUGUGGAACUUAGUUUGAACUAAAAAUUGAGCUACAGAUCAGCUGGAGAAGACCUGUUUCCUCAGAAAUUUGCUAGUUUAAUUACAAUUUUUAAAAGUAAACUCAAGGAACUUCAAUUAGAAGUUUUGAUAUUAAUCCCUUGGAGUAUCUAUAUGACUACCUGAAUAUUUUAGUUACCUUUCAGCUUUUGCAGUUGUGGAAGAACAGACUGCAUCAGACUUAAAAAAAAAAAAACAGAUAAAAGGAAGCAAAAAAAGAAAUCUCUUCAGAAACUUUGAAUGAGAUGGCAGAGGCUUCAGUGGAUCCCUUAACUCUCCCUGUAGUAAGGAAAAAGAAGAGUUUGUCUAUUGAAGAAAAGAUUGACAUCAUAAACGCAGUAGAAACUGGUAAGAAAAAAGCCGAGAUUGCAGCCAAAUAUGGAAUAAAGAAAAAUUCACUGUCUUCAAUUAUGAAGAAUAAAAACAAGAUUCUUGAAGCCUUUGAAUCGUUAAGAUUUGAUCCCAAAAGAAAAAGACUUAGAACUGCUUUUUACACAGAUCUGGAGGAGGCAUUAAUGAGAUGGUAUCGAAUCUCCCAGUGUUUAAAUGUACCAGUUAAUGGUCCAAUGUUGCGUCUCAAAGCUAAUGAUUUUGCUCAGAAACUAGGACAUAAUGAUUUUAAGUGCAGUAAUGGUUGGCUAGACCGCUUUAAAUCAAGAUAUGGUUUAGUGUUCAGAUCUCAGCCAGUGGAAACUACAAUAGUUUCAAUAGAUGCUGAGACUGCCUGGUCUCAAAAUGUGCUUCUGUGUUAUUUAAAUGAUUAUCACUCCAAGGAUAUAUUUAACCUAAAAGAGACUGGAUUGCUCUAUAGAAUGUUGCCUACUAAUACUUUUGCAUUUAAGGGGGAAGCAUGUUCAGUUGGAAAACUGUGCAAAGAAAGGAUAACUCUGGUGGUCGGGGCAAAUAUGGAUGGUUCAGAAAAGCUUCCUUUGCUUAUUAUUGGGAAAAAUAAAAACCCACAUUGUUUUAAAAAUGUAAAGUCACUGCCUGUAGAUUAUGAAGCAAACAGAAUGGCAUGGAUGACCUCAGAAAUCUUUGAACAAUGGAUGCAAAAGCUUGAUGAAAAAUUUCAAGCCCAGAAAAGGCAAGUUGUAAUUUUUCUUGAUUCUUUACCAGCACAUCCAGAAGUAAAGAUUCUAAAGUCCAUUCAACUAGUUUUUUUCCCUUCAUCUUUAUCUUCCAAAUUUGUAGCUAUGAAUCAAGGUGUUAUUAAAACCCUUAAGAUCAAAUAUCGAUUCUGUCUUGUCAAGAAAUUUUUUGAUUCUGUUGAAAGCAGCAAAGAAUUUACUUUCUCUCUGCUAGAUGCAGUUGAUAUGUUGCAUCUGUGUUGGAGGACUGUAACCCCAGAAACUAUUGUGGAGAGCUUUGAAAAAGCAGGAUUCAAAUCACAACAGGGACAAAGUGGAAAGACAAAUGUGGAGACUGAAAAUGGCUUAGAUUUAGGUACUUAUGCUCUACCUUCAGGAGUAGAAUUUCCCGAAGGUUUAUCUCUGGAAGAAUAUGCUUCCUUGGAUGAAGAUUUGGUGACAUGUGAAACAGCUUCAGAUAGUGAGGUGGCAAAAAGCAAAGAAGGUAAAACGAAUGAAAUUGACCGCUAUACUUCUGAUGAAGAGGAAGAAGAUGGGGCUCCAGAAGCUGAACUACCUUUACCAUCAAAAAAGGAGGCAGUGGCAGCUUUAGAAACCCUUAAAAAAUUUCUCAGAAGUCAGGAAAUUAAUAGCACACUUCAUGAUUCUUUAGCAGAUCUUGAAAAUUUUAUUCAGUGUUUGGCAUUUAAGUAAUUAUUCAAAGUAAGUUACCUAAAGAGUAAUAGACUGUUUUCUGAUUUGAUACUAAAAUUUUAGGAAUAUAAAUGGAAAGUAUACUAGGCUUGGUAAAAACAAAAAUGAAAAUCAGAUCUUUGUAGGAACUUGUGAUUUAAAUGGAAAAGCCUUUCAUUUGGG